AUGCCACCAUCCUGCAGCCUGCAGGCCCUCCGUUGCUCAGGCAUCGAUGCCAUCAUCGACGAGACAAACCUCAACGCCCUCGUCUCUGACACAUCCGGUUGGGUGCAGGCCAACUUCCAGCCAUACUUGGGCAAUGUUAUGUUCAAGUACAGCACCGUCGGCAACGAGGUCGAAGGCGGUGAUACGCAGAAGAUCCUCCCGGCCAUGCAGAACCACAACACCGCGCGCUCUCUGCGGCAGGCCUCAGCAGCAUCAAGGUCCCAUCGUCAAGUUCUUGGCGAGCAACGGUUCACCGCUGCUGGCCAACGUCUACCCUUGGCCUACAAGGAUGCAAAUGGUCAAAUCGACCUCAACUACGCGCUCUUCAAGGUAGGCGCGUCAAACGUGUUGAUCGUCGUCGUGUCGGAGAGCGAGUGGCCAUUGGAUGGCGGCUCCGUGAAAGGAAUCGGUGUUCGUAGCUUAAAGAGGAGAAGAGGGUAA
This is a messenger RNA of Panicum hallii, 480 nucleotides long. RefSeq names its product glucan endo-1,3-beta-glucosidase GII-like. The transcript is spliced from 3 exons. Gene Ontology annotation, cellular component: plasma membrane. Lineage: Eukaryota; Viridiplantae; Streptophyta; Magnoliopsida; Poales; Poaceae. The coding region runs from base 1 to 480 and encodes 159 amino acids. Gene Ontology annotation, biological process: carbohydrate metabolic process. The record is from RefSeq and is a predicted model, not a curated record. Gene Ontology annotation, molecular function: hydrolase activity, hydrolyzing O-glycosyl compounds.